CCCCCUACAGCAACUCCACGAAGCUCCAAGUCAGAAAAUUUUCAGGAAGACAGCAGUGGACUCUGUCUCCCCGUCACCGCCUGUGACUAUGGAUAACGACAAGCUUUCGAGCAAAACUGCAGGGAAACCGAUUCGAUGCAGAGCUGCCGUCAGUCGGCAACCAGGCGAACCGCUGGUGAUAGAGGAGAUCACGGUGGCUCCUCCAGGUGCCUAUGAAGUCCGGAUUCGGAUUAUCUGCACUUCUCUCUGUCACAGUGAUAUCACCUUUUGGAAACUAACGGUGCCUCCUGCUUGUUUUCCUAGAAUUCUUGGCCACGAAGCUGUCGGAACCCAGGUACUAGACUGGGACUGUGAGAGUGAGUGUGGGUGGAGGGUGGUCAGCGCUUCACCCACUCGACAAGGGAUCAAGGUUGGAUUGUAGUUGACUUGGUGUUCCCUCCCUCCAAGUUCCUGAUUCCCCAAGUUUAAAGAGAAAAACUUUCAGAUCAGAUGAAUUUUUGUGGAUAUUUUAUCUACUUGUGUCGCUAACUUUUGGGCUUUUGACUGAAUAUCUCCCUUUGGGGUGGUAGCGGCCCUGUGGGAGAUUCUCCAUCAUAUAACCGUUAGAUCUCUUUCUAGGCAUGACUGAUGGGCAGUAAAUGUUAGCACUCAUG
Molecule: messenger RNA, 653 nt
Organism: Rubroshorea leprosula
Lineage: Eukaryota; Viridiplantae; Streptophyta; Magnoliopsida; Malvales; Dipterocarpaceae
Source: the annotation of a GenBank genome assembly